Molecule: messenger RNA, 1603 nt
Organism: Rubroshorea leprosula
Lineage: Eukaryota; Viridiplantae; Streptophyta; Magnoliopsida; Malvales; Dipterocarpaceae
Source: the annotation of a GenBank genome assembly
GAAAAGGGCGAUUUUGUCAAAGCAACGGCGCCAAAGUCUGUGCAACUGUAAUCUCUUCUCUUUGCUCCCACACCGCAAUCUCGAGUCAGGCAGAUUUUUAGAAUGUCUGCUGCUCAAACCAGAAAUGCUGGAAUAUCAUUUGAUUCCCUGACAAUAAACCCUCCUUUGCACCCUACCUAUGGAUUUAGAGGGCACCAUCAAGCUGGCUCUUGCUGAAGAUUCUGGGGAUCGAGCGGACGUGACAUGUAUGGCCACCAUUCCAUUUGAAAUGGAAGUGGAAGCUCAUUUCCUGGCGAAGGAGGAUGGAAUUGUUGCUGGCACCGCAAUUGCAGAGGUGGUGUUUCUAGAGGUUGAUCCUUCUCUGAAGGUGGAGUGGUAUCGAAAGGAUGGAGAUCAUAUUCAUAAGGGACUGCAGUUUGGAAAAGUACAGGGACGAGCACACAGCAUUGUUGUUGCUGAAAGAGUGGUGCUUUACUUUAUGCAGCGGAUGAGUGGAAUAGCAACCCUAACAAAAGCCAUGGCUGAUGCUGCACAUCCUGCUUGCAUUUUAGAGACAAGAAAAACUGCUCCAGGUCUACAUUUGGUGGAUAAGCACUAAUUGGUGGAGGAAGAAAUCAUAGAUUGGGUUUGUUUGAUAUGGUGUUGAUAAAAGAUAAUCACAUAUCAAUAGCUGGAGGUAUCACCAACGCUCUUAGAUCCGUUGACAGGUUGAGACUUGGACACUUCAGGAGGUUAAAGAGGCAUUGCAGUAUGCAUCUCAAACAAAGUCAUCCUUGACCUGGAUAAUGUUGGAUAAUAUGGUUGUGUCCUUUGCCAAAUGGUGAUGUUGAUGCCUCUAUGCUUAAAGAAGCUGUGGAACUGAUCAAUGGGAAAUUUGAGACUGAGGUAACUGGUGGCUUUUAAAUUUUAAUUAUCUGCCUUGUUUCUUUUAUUUGGUUUAUAUGGACUUAGAAGAGCUAUUAAUGUUGUCUGCUUUACUUGUGAAGUAUUAAGCUAGCUGACUGAUGCGAAUCAGGCAAAGAUGUAUUUGAAGCAUAUUAUUUGCUCUAUUGGCUUGGUUAUUGUGUCUUUGAAUAUAUUUGAAGCGUAUUAUCUGCUUCAAUAUUCCUGUUCUCUGGAGCCAUGCUGUCAGUCUUUUCUGUUACCUGAUGGCUUCUGGUUUGAUAGAGUUUUGGUUGCAGGCUUCCUGAUGCUAGCUACUAACCAAUAUGUUUUACUGUGACAGGCAUCAGGCAAUGUUACUCUAGAAACUGUACACAAAAUUGGACAGACUGGGGUGACCUACAUAUCUAGCGGCGCACUCACGCAUUCUGUAAAAGCACUUGAUAUCUCCCUCAAAAUUGACACUGAAUUAGCACUGCAAGUUGCAAGGAGAAUAAAACAGGCAUAAUCAUUUUCAGCAACAAUAUCCCAAUUUCACACAAAUGAGGAACAUAGAGAGCAUGGUAUUUCCCCAAUCUUCUCGUCUCUCUAAUUCUAAUUGAAAGCUUGUGCUAAUAAUGGCGUGAGGAAUUGAUUUGAUAAAAUGCCAAAUUAUAUCAUUAUGAUACAACUGUAUACAUAAGAAAACUCUUGGUAAAGUUGUGGGGAUGAAGUUCAAUUU